UAUAUAUUGGGCCAGUUUGACAUUAACUUGUUUGAAAGUUCUGAUUCCUCUUCUGAUGAAGAAAAUGACGAAAAUGAAGAAAUUGGCAUAAUACGUGAAAAACGAUAUGUGCGAGAUGCAAUUAAUCCAUUUACAGCUUAUCGUGAACACGAAUUUCAUAUAAGAUAUAGAUUCUCAAAAAAUUCUGUUAUGCAUGGAUUAUUGCCUUUGGUUAUAAAUGGUUUAACAAAGCCUGAUAAUCGAGGUCUUCCUAUUGAACCAGUUAUUCAAUUGCUUAUUUGUUUAAGAUAUUAUGCUACCAGCAGUUUUCAAAAAGUAAACGGAGAUCUUAUGAAAUUACCACAACCAACAAUUAGUAGAAUUAUAUUUAGAGUAACUAUGAUAUUAGCAUCUUAUUUGAAUAGUCAUGUUAAAUUUGUGACACAUGAAGGAGCUAUACAAGAAAACCGCAGAUUAUUUAAAGAAUUAGGAUAUGGGAGAUUUGGAGCUAUUGGACUUCCUUACAUUGAUGGGGCAAUAGACUGCACACACAUUAGAUUAUUAAGUAAUAAUUUCGGGGGACUGGCUGAAAUGUAUAGAAAUAGAAAAGGAUAUUUCUCUUUAAAUGUCCAGGCUAUCGUGGGACCACGCAUGGAAUUUUUAGAUCUCGUCCCAGAAUGGCCAGGAAGGGAACACGAUAGCAGAAUUUUCCAAAAUUCUAGAAUUUUUAUGCGGUAUCAACAACGUGAAUUAACAGGAAUGAUAGUUGGAGAUUCUGGAUAUCCUGCUCUUACAUUUCUGUUAACACCAUUCAGAAAUCCUCAAAAUGAAGAGGAACAAAAAUAUAAUGAAAUUCAAUCAAGAACACGAAUGGUUGUUGAAAGAACUUUUGGAGUAUGGAAGAGACGAUUUCCUUGCUUAUCAAGAGGAUUGUCUUUAAAACUUGUAACAUGUACUGGAGUCGUAUCAGCGUGUGCAGUUUUACAUAAUUUAGCACUAUAUUUUAAAGAUGUGCUUCCAGAAGAACCAGAAGUUGAUGUAAUAAUUGAAGAUAAUGAAGAGCUUUAUUACAAUGAACUUCAGCAACCUGGAGAUGGUUUUAUUGUCAGGCAAAACAUAGUUCGAGAUUUAUUUCGUUAACCUUAAUGUAAUGAUAUUAAUUUUUAAUUUUAUGUUCCAUUCAUACAUUUUUUACGUUAU
This is a messenger RNA of Nylanderia fulva, 1179 nucleotides long. NCBI's taxonomy places the organism in Eukaryota, Metazoa, Arthropoda, Insecta, Hymenoptera, Formicidae. The record is from RefSeq and is a predicted model, not a curated record.